AUGGCAAGAUGUUUCAGCUUUACAGCAUACCGGGAUUGGUUCUACCGCUACUCAUUCGCCAAGGCCGGUCUUCGUGCCCUCUCGUCUAAUCUUGGAGAUGGAACCAUUAUGCAUUGUUGGGUACCAAGAAUCAGGAAACCAUCAAAACCCAAUCUUCUGCUUCUCCAUGGCUUUGGAGCCAAUGCAAUGUGGCAAUAUGGUCAGCAUCUCCAUAUCUUCACCUCACGUUUCAAUGUCUACGUUCCGGACCUUCUCUUCUUUGGUGAGUCCUACACAUCUAGGCCUGAAAGAACCGAUUCUUUCCAGGCUCAAUGCGUCAUGAGGCUAAUGGAGGCACAUGGGGUGCACAGAAUGAAUCUUGUUGGGAUCAGCUAUGGAGGAUUUGUGGGGUAUAGUAUGGCAGCCCAGUUUCAAGAGAAAAUAGAAAGAAUUGUGCUGUGUUGUGCCGGGGUUUGCUUGGAAGAGAAGGAUAUGGACACCGGUUUGUUUGUUGUUCCAAAUCUGGAUGAAGCAGCCAGCAUUUUGUUGCCACAGACGGCAGAGAAAUUGAGAGAGUUGAUGCGGUUUUCGUUCGUCAAACCUGCCGUGGGUGUGCCCUCUUUCUUCCUAACAGAUUUCAUUGAUGUUAUGUGUACAGAUUAUGUUAAGGAGAAGAAGGAAUUGAUCCAGGCCAUACUUCAUUGUCGAAAUCUUUCUGUUCUACCAAAAAUCACACAGCCAACAUUGAUAAUAUGGGGAGAGAAAGAUCAAAUUUUCCCAUUGGAACUGGGGCACAGAUUGCAUAGGCAUGUGGGAGAAACUUCUCGGUUAGUGAUCAUUAAGAAUGCAGGACAUGCAGUUAACUUAGAAAAGGCCAAGGAGUUUGCUAAACACUUAAAAUCAUUCCUUAUUGAUUCAGCUUCAUCCCCAUCUCCAGGAUCUUUGACAGAUGCCAUCAGUGACAAGAACAAAGGACGAACAUUUCAUUAA
Molecule: messenger RNA, 969 nt
Organism: Dovyalis caffra
Lineage: Eukaryota; Viridiplantae; Streptophyta; Magnoliopsida; Malpighiales; Salicaceae
Source: the annotation of a GenBank genome assembly